AUGUCCGCUUCCACACCUAAGCAAACCCUCGCCUUCUUCGGCGCAACAGGUGGGGUCUGCAACACGACUCUGGCCCUCGCCCUCAAAGCUGGAUAUCACUGCACAGCAUUAGCACGCACACCGCAGAAGCUGGCCGACAUGCUGCAAAUCGCAAACAAUGUUCCUUCGAAAGUUCUCGACGAGUAUCUUACAAUCUACGCCGGCGAUAUCAAAGACGUGCCCGCCAUCUCCCAGACCCUACUUAACCCACAAGACGCCUCCCGACUCGUAGACACUAUCGUGUUCGGCAUCGGCAGCUAUCCGAAGUUCCAAUGGAGUCUCCUUCAACCCAUCACGCUGCAAGACACCAAGGUCUGCGAAGACGGCACACGCAGCAUCUUCCACGCCAUCUCGAGCCUCGCAAAGCAAGGCAUUGCAUCAACAAGCACUGGCACUAGGCCGCUCUUUGUCAGCAUAUCCACCACGGGCAUCACCACCAAGACCCGCGACGUGCCCCUCUUCCUCGUCCCCUUGUACCACUGGACUCUCCACGUGCCGCACAUGGACAAGCAGAAAGCAGAACAGCUGCUCAUCAACGACCACAACCAGCACAUCCGAGACUGCGUCGUCGUCAGACCCACGCUCAUGACGGACGCUGAGCCAAAGGGCGUCCAUGCGCUGCGCAUCGGCUGGGAGUGGAAGGGGGAGGAGACGGAGAAGGAUGGCGUUAAGGAAGCUGGACCGCAGCUGGGGUGGAGCGUCGGGAGAAAGGACGUCGGUGGUUUCCUGUUUGAGAAAGUGCUUUGUGAAGGCGGGUGGGAGGGGAGGUGUGUGAGUUUGACCUACUGA
Messenger RNA from Ascochyta rabiei, 828 nucleotides. RefSeq lists its product as uncharacterized. Lineage: Eukaryota; Fungi; Ascomycota; Dothideomycetes; Pleosporales; Didymellaceae. The transcript has a single exon. The coding region runs from base 1 to 828 and encodes 275 amino acids. The record is from RefSeq and is a predicted model, not a curated record.